AUCCGCCGCCUGGAAGCCAGCGGAGCCGCCUACCUCGCCGUCCCUGCCCGGCCGCCCGGAGCCACCGGUAGACUGCCCUUUGACCCUGAGUCCCUGACCGGCCUGAAGGCUGACACCCGCAACCUGCCGCUGCCUGCCCCGCUUGGCGCCCGGCCGGCUGCUGUCCGCGCAGUCGCGCAGGCGCACCACCGCGCCCUGCUGACCGGACUGCUGGAGCCGCCCACUUCCAGUGCGCUCCGCGGCCGCUUCCUCAGCCGCUGAUCCUCCGGUCCUCCCCAAUCCCCAUCCCCUGCUCAGCUCAGAGAGUGUGCAAUGGAUUUAGAGUCCACCAAAUUACUAUUGCGAUUUCCAAGAGAAAGUACACAGUACUCAGCUGGUGUAAUUGAAUUUCUGGAGUUUGCAUAUAAAGAUUUACCAGCAGAUGCAAUGAUCCGAUGUCCAUGUGAAGAUUGUGUUCACACUAAAGUAUUAUCAAGGGAUGAUGUCCGUGACCAUUUGAUGUGGAAUGGAAUGCUUCAGAGCUAUGACAAAUGGGUUUUUCAUGGUGAGUCUUCAUCCGGUCACAAUGAUGAUCAACAACCACAACCUGAAACUGAAGAAAAUGCUAAUAUGAAUGAAAUGAUUAUGGAUUCAAUUAGGAAAAUAUAUGAUGGUGAUGUGCCUAUGAGUGAUAGUACAGAUUUUUCAAAUCCACUUCCUGAUGGAGCAACUAAAGAAGCAGAAGCAUUGUACAAAUUAAUUCAAGAUUCAGAGAAGCCUUUGUGGCCAGGAUGUGAAUUGUCUCAGCUUUCCUUACUUGCACUUUUGUUCAAUACAAAAUCCAUGAACAAAUGGUCAGGUAAGUCAUUUGGCCAUCUACUUAAUAUUCUGCACAUGGCUAUUCCAAAUGGUAAAGCUCUGCCCCAAAAUUUUUACGAGGCCAAGAAGAUCAUAUCAAAGUUUGGAUUAGGAUAUCAAAAAAUUCAUGUUUGCCCAAAUAACUGUCAGUUGUUCUGGAAAGAGACAGAAAAUGAUGAUUUUUGCUCUAAAUGCAAGGCAUCUAGGUGGAAAGAUAAAAUGCCCGAAACCAAGUUAACUAAAAAGGAAAGAAAGAGAGCUACCCCAAUGAAAGUUCUGAGAUACUUUCCAAUCAAAGAGUGGCUGAAAAGGAUAUUCAUGUGCAAAGAAACAACAACUCUAGCUCGAUGGCAUGAUGAAGGGCGCACCAAGCAGCAUGGAGUGCUACGACAUCCAGCAGAUUCCGAGGCAUGGAAGAAAUUUGAUGAGAAGCAUGGGUUUGCAGAUGAUUGUCGUAAUAUUCGGUUUGGCAUAGCAACAGAUGAAUUUAAUCCAUAUGGGAUGCUGAGCAAUAAAUAUAGUUGUUGGCCAGUUGUGCUAGUCAUGUAUAACCUGCCUCCAUGGCUAUGCAUGAAGAAAUCUUAUCUGUCAUUGUCUUUGAUUAUUCCUGGACCUAAGAGCCCUGGAGAUAAGAUUCAUGUUUUUAUGUAGCCUCUUUUAGAAGAUUUGAGAGAUCUUUUUGUGAAUGGGAUGACAACCUAUGAUGCAUCCGAACAGAAAACAUUUAAACUCAGAGCGGCUGUCUUGUGGACCAUAAAUGAUUUCCCAGCAUUAGGAAUGCUUGCUUCAUAUAUGGUGCAUGGAGAUUAUGCAUGUCCACCUUGUGGUGCAAAUGUAUGGACCAAGCGCUUGAAAUAUGGCAAGAAAGCUUGUUUUAUGGGUCACCGGCGAUUUCUGCCACCUGAUCAUGAAUUUCGUAAUGAUGCUUCUGCUUUUGAUGGAACAACUGAGAAUAGAACAGAGCCUAUAACCUAUUAUGGUCGUUCCGUAUUAGAUGACAUAGCUGCAUGUGGAGAUUUUAGUACCUCAAAAACUUACAAAGGAAAAAGUAGUCUAUUCACAUUACCAUAUUGGGACAGUAAUCUCCUUCGACAUAAUCUGGAUGUGAUGCAUAUAGAGAAGAAUGUGUGUGAUAAUAUUUUUGGCACACUUCUCAAUUUGGAUGGGAAGUCAAAAGAUAAUGUACAGGCUCGUCAAGAUCUUGAAGAUAUGAAUAUUAGAGGGGAGCUACAUCCACAGAAAAAACCUUCAGGCAAGUAUUACCUGCCACCAGCUAUCUUUACCAUGUCUAAGAAAGAAAAGCAAUUAUUCUGCAAAGUUAUACAUGAUAUAAAAGUUCCUAAUGGAUAUUGUGGAAAUAUAUCGAAAUGUGUGAAUUUUACUGAAGGAAAAAUUAGUGGCCUCAAAACACAUGAUUGUCAUGUCCUAUUGCAUCAAUUUCUGCCAAUUGCUGCAAGAGGUAUUCUUCCAGAUGGUGUUACAGCAGUACUAUUUGAACUGUCAUCAUAUUUUUGAGGCAUAUGUUCAAAAGUUCUUCAUGUUGAUGAGCUUGACCGUUUGGAAGAAAGAAUCAAACUUACACUCUGCAGAAUGGAGAUGAUAUUUCCUCCUGCUUUUUUCACUGUUAUGGUGCACUUAGGGUGCGUUUGGUUGCAAGGGCGGUCAUGAAUGGGUUGGGAUCGUUCAGAAAAUAGACAUGUUUGGUUAUAAAGCACAUGAAUGGUUCGAGCCAAAAAAAGAGAAUAUGCC
Messenger RNA from Triticum dicoccoides, 2586 nucleotides. RefSeq lists its product as uncharacterized. The transcript has 2 exons. NCBI's taxonomy places the organism in Eukaryota, Viridiplantae, Streptophyta, Magnoliopsida, Poales, Poaceae. The coding region runs from base 313 to 1488 and encodes 391 amino acids. The record is from RefSeq and is a predicted model, not a curated record.